CGUGUCUCACGUCACAAUCUCAAAAGCAUGCGUUGGCGACCUCCCACCCAUGUCGAAGAUCCUAGGAGUGAGACUCGUGGACGUCUCCCGAAUUUCAAAUUGUUUGCAGUUCUCCUGCCAUCCCUCCGUCGAAAUGCCCCCGCUCAUCAAACGGAGUCGGAAGUCAAACUGGCUUCAGGCGACGCCCUGAUGCACCUGCCCUUUGCCAACCGCUGUGCUAGCUGCACGAGCCCUGGAUGAGAUAUAUAUACGACGGCAUCGCCAACAUGCCGACCUCACUUUCGUCACUUCCUCCUAUUCCUCUUCACUUGUCCGAUCCGUCCCUGCGUAUGCUCAAGCCACAUGCCUCGCCGAAAGAAGUUUACCACUGUCAACCUGAGUUCCGGGGGUUCAUACUCCGGCCAUACUACUGAUGACGUCUGUACACUUGACGUCCUCGCCCGGAAAUAUGAGGAGGCCUUGUUGGAAACCCGUCCCACGACGCUGUAUGCACCGAAUACUAUCUACCACGUUGACCGCAUUCAGCGCCUCUUCGAGGAGUACGUGCCAUGACCUGAUAGUUGGGGACAUCUGUUGACUCUGCAAAGAUACUGUGACAAGUUCCAGCUUGAUCCACAAGAGACCCUGCGCGAGUGUGCCACGGCUCGGAUGGAGAACUUCCUACAUUGGUUGCUCCGGACGUACACGAUCAAGAAAACCAGUACACUGACGACCUACUGGCGGCAAUUGAGUCAGCUGUACAUUAUGUGGACACAGCGUCGAAUGGACCCGGCUGUCAUGAGGCAAAUCUUCGUGGUACGUAACACAGGGAAUACUGUAUACCGCCAGACCGCUGAAGCUACAGUUCAUUGAAGGGCCAUUGACGGAAGAAUAUGGCCUGGACAAUGAGGAGAUCGAGAAGCCUCUCAUGGAGGCGGACGAUUUCGUCGAGCUCAUCCGUUACCACUGGGCCUCGGAUAUCAACUGGUUUCCCAAUGAACGGCAACGACUCCAGUUGGCGGCGAUUCUGUUGCUGGCAGCGUUCACCGGGUCUCGACCUCAAGCCCUGCUGGACUUGACCUACCGCGACCUGGACCUCUACAUCGAGAAGGACGCCGAGACUCGUGUCGACAUGCUGCGCUUGGGGGUGAAAUUGACCAAGACUAAGUCCCGCCAGAAGCGGAAACGACCGAAAACGUACACCUUCAAUUUGGACGACAACCCAAUCUUCUGUGUCAUCACCCACAUUGUCAGCUUGGCCUUCGAUGACUCGGCUUUCGGGCCGCCCGAUCUGAAGUCACCCGAUGUUCUCUUCCGUCUCCGGGCGCGGCGGGAAAAGGGAUGUCAGCCGAUCCCGUGGAGAAAGGAGAUGCUUGACGUGCCUAUUUUUCGCCGUGCGAUCGCCACCAAGGAAGGCGUCAAGACCUCACCAGACAGAGCUCUGACCUACAACGUCUAUCAGGCAUGGGUCAAGCGUCUAGGUGAGGCGUUGGGUUACCUCCAGACGCUGACGACGUACUGCCUCCGCCGAGCUCUGGGCAACGCUAUCAAUGAUGAUCCCAAAUCCAACGCCGCUGUCCGCAACCUUGCCCUAGAUCAUGUUGGAUCUUCCACGAUCUUCGAACGGAACUACCUGUCUCGGAUGAUCCGCUACAGUACGCAAGACGCGUUCUGGAACCGGGAGGCUGAUCCGCAGGCGGCCAAAUCAGGCGGCCGCAUCGGCCGUCUCCGCGAUCCGAACCGACCGAGAAAGCUCACCAACGAACAGGGUCAGCAGGUUCGACGCUUGCCUUCUGUCCACCGACUUCUGGAGUCGCGAGAUCGGGUUCGCGGUGUCAUCCUUCGGGAGUUUGGCUUUCUUCGAAUGGCGAUCGGAGAACCAAUCCAUACCGAGUACAAGAAGUUGGAACGUAUGGUUAACAGCACGAUUCGAGCUGAGGAACGAGCUCUGUUGAAGUGUAUUCAGCGGCAGUACGACAAAUCAGCGCCUGUUGAGGCGAUUCAGCGACAGAUCAAAGGAACCUCAGCUGAAGGGCAAGAGCUUACUUCAGAGUCCACCCCGAUGCAGAUCAAAAUCCCUGAACGACGGCAGAUUGCGGAAGCGGCCAUGAGCGACCCCGCUGUAUUCACCGGUCCCAAGGCUCUGUCCCGGCACAUAAAAUGUUCCGCAACCAUGAUCUCACUAUGUCGACAACGUGAAGGGCGACGUGAAACACGACGUGAAAGACUGUCUAGGAAAUAUUCACGUUCCACAGGAGAAACAGACACAGCGACUACUGUAGUCUCUACGCCGACUCUGCCGCUCUCGUCGACGCCCGAAGGCUGCGUGCCGUUGACGUGUCAGGAAUUUCAAUGCCUCUUCUGUCUCUGCAGUAAUCUCCCCCAGGAAGAUCGGGAGAAACGGUAUGCCGGUAAACACUCGCUCCAGCGACACGCCGAACGCUGUCGCCUCCGACACUUUCAAGAAAAGGAUCGAAUUCCUUGCCCCGACAAGGUGGCUUGCCGUGGAAUGGUUUUCGAGGGAAAAUCGCACUUCAAGAACCAUGCCGCCUCGGCACACCUUUUUGUCUUAUAAGCUAUGUUAACCAUCAACCAAACAUGCUGUUAUAUGCCGACCGAGGCUGUGCUCGACAUCGGCACGGACUCGAAGUUGAGUCUUUUAUUGUCGACCGCACAUGGAGACUAGGCCAGGUAAUCAAUAGCUGGACUUUCUUUCAACAAUGCCUCUUCUCAGUUGACUGUAAUUCUCGCCCCGAAAGUAUGCUCUGCGAAUGCCUUUAGAUCCAAACAUUGAAAUCACUCUUAGCACGCUAUGCCACCGUCCACGCCCUCGAGUGGCAAGACUUUUCUCAGGAAUAUUCGACAGCCAAUCGUACCAUGCGCCAUUAGCUAGACUUGAAGGUAGACCUGAAGUUUGACAGACCCAAGUCAACCACCGGUAUUUCAUAAUCGGCGGCAUGGGGUAACAGAAAUGGAUAGUCGCCACGAGUUCAUCAUUUGACAUGGAGACUAUUUUCUGCCCGGGGAGAAAAUUAUGACGGCAGUCUUGGCACUCGUCAUGUCCAUCGAAAGUGCGUAGAUCGCCACCUUUUUCCUCUAUUCUACGAAUCUCGAAAUGGAAGAAUGCUUACGCAACAAUCAGAAACAUAUAUCUUAUAGGUGGCGUAGACUUGUUCUUAAGAAGCAUGCCUAGAUCAGAGAUGCGGAUUACGUAUUGAUCUUCGAGCCUGCGUGCUGUUGAACGU
Molecule: messenger RNA, 3224 nt
Organism: Exophiala oligosperma
Lineage: Eukaryota; Fungi; Ascomycota; Eurotiomycetes; Chaetothyriales; Herpotrichiellaceae
Exons: 3
Coding region: 908-2554 (548 amino acids)
Biological process (GO): DNA integration; DNA recombination
Molecular function (GO): DNA binding
Source: RefSeq, a predicted model, not a curated record